GUAACGCGUCCGUUGUUUAACACAGGCGCCACAAGGACAACCCUCGUUUAAAUGACUGCGGGCGCUUGGCUGUGUGUGCAGAUAACCAUGUAUGCCAUUAUUUCGCGAGGUUUAACCGCAGAUAACGCUCUCUUUUGACCGCAUUCGACUAGUUUGAAACGAGGAGACGCUCGUGCGCUGACCUGGAUUAACCUCUUUUGCUGUCGGGGAUUACUUACACCUUUACGUCAACUUCUACUAUAAAGGUGCAGCCAUGGUGGUCCUGCAGAGCUACUGUGAGGUCAACUCCCCCAUCUCCAUCACCUGGGUGGAUGAGGGCAUCUCCCCCUGCUUCUACUUCACCCUGGUCCCCACCAUCCUGCUGACCAUCGCCAUCUUCCUGGGCACCAUCCACUGCGUCUUCUACCAGAAGUACGGCACAACGAUGGAGCCCAAGUUCAUCCCGCGCUCCCGCCUCUACGGCUUCCAGCUGGCCGUGACGGUCCUGCUGGGGCUGCAGUCCCUGGGCGGGACGGUGUACCGGGCCGCCACCGCGGCCGAGCUGCCCGGGUAUGCGGUGCUGAACGGCUGCUUCUACGUGCUGGCGUGGGGCUGGGCCUUCGCCCUGCUGCGGGUGGAGAGGAGGAGGGCCCUGCUGAUGGACCGCACCCGGGGCCACAGCGGCGCCCUGCUGGCAUUCUGGGCUGUGGCGUUCGCGGCGGAGAACCUGGCCUUUGUCUCCUGGUACAGCCCUCACUGGUGGUGGGGCCUGGACACCACAGAACACCAGGUGCAGUUCGCUCUGUGGCUGAUCCGCUACAGCGGCGCCGGGCUGCUCUUCUUCAUCGGCCUCAGAGCUCCGGGUUUGCCCCGCAGACCCUACAUGCUCCUGAUAAACGAAGACGAGCGCGACGUGGAGGCCAGCGCUCAGAGCUUACUGGGGAGAACGGAGGAGAACCUCUCCACCUGGCAGGGCUUCAGGAAGAAGGUCCGCCUGCUGGUUCCUUACAUGUGGCCUCGGGGGAACGUCUUCCUCCAGAUGCUUGUCCUCCUCUGCUUAGGGCUGCUGGGAGUCGAGCGGGCCAUCAACGUCUUUGUACCGAUUUACUACAAGAACAUUGUUAAUGCGCUGACUGACGGCAGCAGCUGGAGGAGUGUGGCCACCAUCGUCUGCAUCUACGUCCUGCUCAAGCUCCUGCAGGGCGGAGGCGCAGGGUCCUCCGGGUUCGUCAGCAACAUCCGCACCUUCCUGUGGAUCCGGGUGCAGCAGUUCACCAAUCGGGUGGUGGAGGUGCAGCUCUUCGCCCACCUGCACUCCCUCUCUCUGCGCUGGCACCUGGGCCGUAAAACCGGCGACGUGCUGAGGAGCAUCGACCGCGGCACCAGCUCCAUCAACAGCCUGCUGAGCUACAUCGUGUUCAGCAUCUUCCCGACCAUCGCCGACAUCGUCAUCUCCAUCAUCUACUUCAUCACGUACUUCAACGCCUGGUUCGGCCUCAUCGUCUUCUGCUGCAUGGCUCUCUACCUCACUCUGACCAUCAUCAUCACCGAGUGGAGAACCAAGUACAGACGAGAGAUGAAUCAGAUGGACAACCUCACCAAAACCAGAGCUGUGGACUCUUUGCUAAAUUUUGAGACGGUCAAAUACUACAACGCAGAAAACUACGAGGUCAGCCGGUUCGAGGACGCCAUCCUGAAGUACCAGGUGUCAGAGUGGAAGACUCAGGCCUCGCUGGCCAUGCUGAACCAGACGCAGAACGUCAUCAUCGGGUCAGGACUGCUGGCCGGGUCGCUGCUCUGCGCUUACUUUGUCACCGAGGGAAAAUUCCAGGUUGGAGAUUUCGUUCUCUUCGGCACCUACAUCAUCCAGCUUUACACCCCUCUGAACUGGUUCGGAACGUACUACAGAAUGAUCCAAACAUCGUUUAUUGACAUGGAAAGUAUGUUCAAGCUUUUUGAGGAAGAUCAGGAGGUGAACGACGAGGUGAACGCCGGGAAUCUGCUGUUCAAACUGGGGAAAGUGGAGUUCGACGGCGUUUACUUCAGCUACACAAACGGGAAGGAAAUCCUCAGGGACGUGUCCUUCACCGUGCUCCCGGGACAGACGGUGGCGCUGGUGGGGCCCUCCGGAUCGGGAAAGAGCACCAUCAUCCGCCUGGUCUUCCGCUUCUACGACGUUCAGGGAGGAUGCAUCCGCAUCGACGGUCAGGAUAUCGCCAAAGUAAAGCAGACGUCUCUGCGGGCGCACGUGGGCGUGGUCCCCCAGGACACGGUCCUCUUCAACGACACCAUCAGGGAGAACAUCCGCUACGGCCGCAUCUCCGCCAGCGACCAGGAGGUGGAGGAGGCGGCCAUGGCCGCAGACAUUCACGACAAAAUCAUGACCUUCCCCGACGGUUAUGACACGCAGGUGGGGGAGAGAGGUCUGAAGCUGAGUGGAGGAGAGAAGCAGAGGGUGGCCAUAGCCAGAACCAUCCUCAAAGCGCCGCAGAUCAUCCUGCUGGACGAGGCUACAUCUGCUCUGGACACGCAGACGGAGCGCAACAUCCAGGCGUCCCUGACUAAAGUCUGCGCUACUCGCACUACAAUUGUUGUUGCUCACAGGUUGUCCACCAUCAUCGGAGCGGAUCAGAUUCUGGUCAUCAGCGAAGGUCGGAUCGCCGAACGAGGCCGACACGAGGAGCUGCUGCUGAAGGGAGGUCUGUACGCAGACAUGUGGCUGAAGCAGCAGCAGGCCCAGGACGCCGACUCCGGGUCAGACACUGAAGCCAAAGACUGCACGUCUGAGAAGCUGCAGCCGCCGUCCACCACCUCUGGCAACCUCUGACAUCCCAGCUAAAGAAAAGAUUUUUUACUUGUUAAAGUCAUCACACACAGCUGGUAUUUAGGGAAUGUUAUUUAUUUUAGGCUUAACGAAAUAGCAGUGCAAUUACAGGUUUAAGGGGAAAAGGGAUGGUGCCUUAAAAAAAUGAAUAAAGUGAGCAACGCUAUACACUGAUGUAUGCUUUUAUUCACUUCCUGUUUGUAAAACAGGAAAGAAAAGAGCAAAAAGUGAGGAACAAAUCCUUUUAAAACGGGCUCGUCAGAAUUAGUUCUCUCAUUGUAUUUUUAUUUUUGACUGCAUGCGGCUUUGACGUUGUUUUGUUAUUGUUUUAGCCCUUUUUUGUUUUUUUUUACUUCCCAGGGAAACUUAAAUAAGUCCUUCUCAGACAUAAUUGAGUAAAGAAAGUACAUUUAAAUGUGUCCAUGCCUAAGCAAUGUAUUAAAAAGUGAUUUUUUGGGUUUUUUUACAGAAAAAGAACACAUUUUGUGUGAGAGAAUUUGGUGUGAAAGCGGAAAUUUUGUAGAUCAAAAUUUGAAUAGAGACUUUUGCUAAACGAACUAAAGCUGCUGUUGCUCCGACAUUUUAUUUUAUUUUAUUUUUCAAAAGAUAAAAUGUUGCAAGAUAAUUUCAGACCCUGACUUUGCUAAAACAUGCACAAUAAAUGUUUUUUUUUAUUAAUUUAUUUUUUUAAAUGAACUUAUCUUAGGAGUCUGCACCAAGACAAGAGACAUCAUUUUCUUUUAUUGGUGAGGUUUUUUUUCGUUUCUUUUUGCAAAGUAAGCAACUUCUUAUAUUUGCACUGAAAAUGUUAUUUAGUUAAAACCUUUAAAUUAAUCAUUAUGUGCUGUUAGUCUUUGUCUACCUCAAUAAAGGUGUGUUUCAUGUUUCUACAGUGGCUUUAUGACAUAUCUUGUAAUUUCAAGAAAAUUUAAAAAAAAGUGCGAAAAAUCGAA
Molecule: messenger RNA, 3756 nt
Organism: Oryzias latipes (Japanese medaka)
Lineage: Eukaryota; Metazoa; Chordata; Actinopteri; Beloniformes; Adrianichthyidae
Gene: abcb6a
Product: ATP binding cassette subfamily B member 6 (LAN blood group) a
Biological process (GO): heme transport; transmembrane transport
Cellular component (GO): vacuolar membrane
Molecular function (GO): ATP hydrolysis activity; ABC-type heme transporter activity; heme binding
Source: RefSeq, a predicted model, not a curated record